AUGUCACAAGCUUCGACAGGAGAAACACUCAAAACUUAUUCAAUCGAUUUAACUCAACUUGCAAAAGAAGGAAAGUUGGAUCCGAUCAUAGGAAGAGAUGAUGAGAUAAGAAGGACUAUACAGAUAUUAUCUAGAAGAACUAAGAGUAAUCCUGUUUUACUUGGUUUACCAGGGACGGGUAAGACUGCUAUAUUGGAAGGUUUGGCAAUGCGGAUAGUCAAUAAGGAAGUACCAGAGUCUCUUCAUGGUAAACGUCUUUUGUCUCUGGACUUGUCUAUGUUGCUUGCUGGGACUGGAGUCAGAGGAGAGUUCGAAAAUCGUUUCAAAGCUUUGAUCAAAGAUAUAGAGGAGGAACAUGGGAAUGUUAUCUGUUUCAUUGAUGAACUGCAUACUUUGUUGAACCUCGGUAAAGCAGAAGGAUCCAUGGACGCAGGUAACAUGAUCAAACCAGCUCUCGCUCGUGGUCUUCAACUUGUGGGAGCUACCACACUCGACGAAUAUCGUAAGACUAUCGAAAAAGAUGCUGCUCUCCAACGACGUUUCCAACCUAUCAUGGUCAAUGAACCAAGUGUAGAAUCAACCAUCUCCAUCCUCCGUGGUCUCAAAUCUCGUUUCGAAGUUCACUUCGGUGUUCAAAUUGCCGAUUCCGCACUUGUUACAGCUGCCGUUUAUUCGGAUAGAUACAUACCGGAUCGUUACCUCCCUGACAAAGCCAUUGAUCUGGUGGAUGAAGCCAGUUCCGCACUCAAACUCGCUCAGGAGAGUAGACCCACAGUUCUGGAAAAAUUAGACAGAGAAAUCGUGACGUUGGAAAUCGAGCGAGAGUCUCUGAAAAAUGAAGAAGAUCAAUUCUCCGUUUCUAGGUUGGAAAAGGUUGAUGCGGAGUUGAAAGAGAAGAAAGCGGAACAACGUCGUCUGGCUGAUCUUUGGACACAAGAGAGAGGAAGAGUAGCUGAAAUCAAAGCUAUCAAAGAGCAAAUCGAACAAGCCAACGUUGAAUUAGAAGCCGCACAACGUAAUGGAGAAUUUGAAAAAGCUUCAAGACUCCGUUUCGCUACCAUACCACAACUUCAAGCUAAACUUCCUAAAACUCAACCGGAUCAUUCAGAAGCAGCUUCAGAUCCAGAUAGUUUGGUCAUACGUGAUCGUGUCACCUCGGAAGAUAUAGCGAGUGUAGUAGCGAAAUCAACCGGUAUACCCGUUUAUAAUCUACUCAAAGGGGAAAGAGAACGUUUAAUUCAUAUGGAAGAAUCUCUCAAAAGUAGAGUUAUAGGUCAAAAUGACGUUAUAAAAUCAGUCGCCAACGCCGUCAGACUUUCUCGUGCAGGUUUACAAUCACCUACUAGACCUUUGGCGAGUUUUUUAUUCCUCGGACCGACCGGUGUGGGGAAGAGCGAGUUGUGUAAGAGUUUAGCAGAGUUUUUAUUUGCGGAUGAAAAAAGAGCUUUGAUACAACUUAACAUGAGCGAAUUUCAUGAUAAACAUACUGUUUCGAGGUUGAUUGGUGCUACUGCUGGUUUUGUGGGAUAUGAAGAUGGUGGUCAAUUAACCGAGGCGGUAAGGAGAAGACCUUACGCUGUGGUGGUGUUUGAUGAAAUUGAGAAAGCUCAUCCUGAUGUGGCAAAUAUUCUAUUACAGAUAUUAGAAGAAGGUGCUUUGUCAGAUAGUCAAGGUAGAUUGGUGAAUUUCAAAAAUACGAUCAUCUGUCUUACUUCCAAUCUUGGUUCAGAGGCACUAUACGAACCCGGUGCUACUUCACCACAAGGUACUAUCACCCCUGAAGCCCGAACUCAAGUUCUUCAUUCCGUCGGACAAUUCUUCAAACCUGAAUUGAUUAACCGUUUGGACGAAUUAUUGGUAUUCAACAAACUCCCCCCUUCUGUCAUUCUGGACAUCGUGGCAUUACGACUUACAGAGGUGCAAAGUCGGUUAAGCGGACGACGAAUAACGUUGGACGUCAAUGAAGAAGCUAGAGCUUGGUUGGCUCAAAAAGGUUAUAGCGAACAAUAUGGUGCUAGAGCGGUGCAAAGGGUUAUAAGGGAUAAAGUUACUAGUCCUAUCGCUGGAAGAAUGUUGGAAGGGAUUAUCAAGGACGGCGAAAUCGUCAAAGUGGAAUUACAAAAUAAUGAUAUUAUCAUAACUUCAAGACGUGAUCCCAAUAUCAAAUCGGAGAACAAUGGAGCCAAUACCGAUAGAAUCGGUGAAGAGGCAAGGACACUUGAAACUUUGGACGAAGUGGAAGAGAUUGAACCUGAUGAAAGAAGGGAGUCCAGGGAAUGGUCGUGA
Tremella mesenterica DSM 1558 is the source of this 2286-nucleotide messenger RNA. RefSeq lists its product as uncharacterized. Gene Ontology annotation, molecular function: ATP hydrolysis activity; ATP binding. The transcript is spliced from 8 exons. The record is from RefSeq and is a predicted model, not a curated record. Gene Ontology annotation, cellular component: mitochondrial matrix; cytoplasm. Gene Ontology annotation, biological process: cellular response to heat. NCBI's taxonomy places the organism in Eukaryota, Fungi, Basidiomycota, Tremellomycetes, Tremellales, Tremellaceae. Bases 1 to 2286 code for a protein of 761 amino acids.